Messenger RNA from Rubroshorea leprosula, 549 nucleotides. Lineage: Eukaryota; Viridiplantae; Streptophyta; Magnoliopsida; Malvales; Dipterocarpaceae. The record is from the annotation of a GenBank genome assembly.
ACUUGCAUGGCAAUUCACCAACUCAAGGGUCAGACAAGAGAAGAGUAGCUUAUGGACUUCCCUUCUGCAGCUUAGGCAUAGCCGAAAAUGCAAACCUCAGGAUAUCAAUUCUCACCAAGUAGUGUUCCUUCAUGUAGGAAAACAAUGACAGGGAAUGUAGUGCCUAAUGAUUUCACCUUGGUAAUGCAGGAGUUUUCACAACUUGUUUUACAGAUAAAUGGGUGGAUGGCAACAACUAGAGUGCUUCUGCUAAGAACAGACUACAGACAGAAGCAUCUUUGUUCUUCGACAUCAGUAAUGCCACAGAUUCACUUGCCACAACAAACUCAAAGGAUUGCAGGGAAGCAGAUCACUCCUUGCCAAUUGCCAUGUCCUGCUGCAGUCUUAGUCAUGAACACUAGAUGGUCUCUUUUGGUCAUGUCCACAUAGAAAUACUUUUGAAUUAUGGAUACUGAUCCUUAGAUUGAAUGAGAUUAAGGUGCUAAUUACCAUGCUUUCUUAUAGACCAAGUAGUGGGAGUCCAAGACUGAAUACAAUAAUUUCUUAUCG